Xyrichtys novacula (pearly razorfish) is the source of this 12086-nucleotide messenger RNA. The record is from the annotation of a GenBank genome assembly. Lineage: Eukaryota; Metazoa; Chordata; Actinopteri; Labriformes; Labridae.
GGAGAAAAGUUAGCAGAUCUCCCACAAAUCACUUUGUCACCAGCAAGCUCUGACAAGCAGCAGAAAAGAGGGAGAGCUCAGGGAGAGAGACGAGAGACGGCGAGUUAAAUCGAGGUGUGAAGAGGGAGUCGUGUCAGAAGACUUCAAGAAGGAGGUGGGAAGGGGCUUGUGAGGGCAUAAAGGAGGUGAAACCGAUGGAUGGACAGACACAGAGAGACCGCUUCAAUCUGAAUCCCUGAGAAAGACCGCCACUCCUGCUGCUGCUGCUGUUUGUGGAUGUUACGCUCUUUGAGGAGAAGGUGUGCAGCGCUUUAGUCACAGGAGGACACGGUUUGUUUGACUGACUGACAGAAGGAGAGUUUAGUUUUGGUUUGAUCUCCUGACAACAUCCCUGCUUUGGCUGUCGUCCUCUCAGAGGGUAAGGUUGUCAUGUUGUCGUGUCUGAGGAUGAAGCCGUGAAGUUUGUGAAGAAGUGUUAAACUGUGUUUUUGUCAGCUGCAGCCUCACACAGAUCACAUGCUGUUGUUUCAAAAAGAGGUAGUGGAGAGCGUGGAGAGUCUUAAUCUGAUCAGAUGUUUUCCUCUGGGCUCAUUUCUGAAUGACUUACCGCACAGAACUGUGACUACUGUAGUUUAUAGACUCCAUCAGACUCUCAGUCCAAGCUCAGAGGACUUUUGAUCAACACUGGGACCCUUGAGAGUUUUUAUCUGGACUGUAAAGGAAGCUGAAGGUCAUCUGAUCAAACUUCAAAAACAGAGAAAUAGGAAGGCCAUUUUCUUCCACUUAGCACUCAGGACUUAUCGUUGCAAUUUCCUCGUCCUCAGAGACUUGAACAGAGAGCUGAUUUGACAUCUCUGUCCUGAACAGUCUUUCAUGAUUAGACCUUGUAGAUCAGACAGACAGAGAGCUAGAUCAGCUGAAAAUCCGGAGACUCAGAUCUUAGUUCAGUGAAGCUCUGCCAGCACUGCUCCUGGUUUUGCUGAGUGUUACAGAGCUCCCUCCACACUCGCUCUUCUCUGGGGGCAUGAAAAAAAGAGAGCCUGCCUGGUGAGCAAUACGGCCGACACGUGGAGGCAAAUAUAAACCUGCGUCAAUUACAGUAAAUAAUGAUUUAAUAACGCAGGUGGAGGCUUGAAAUCCUGUCGGGUCCAGAAGCCGUUCUGCUGAGGUCCCCUGAGGGCGCUGUUUCUGUGCAGGUCUCUGUUGACUUUUGACAGCUCCACUUUGGACUCACUUUAGCAUCUGAGACGUCAUUGUGUUACCUGUGAGGCUGAGUCAGAGGCUGGCUCAUCUUUCCCCCGUCUGUCUCUCCACCUGCUUCUCUGCAAAGGGGACACACGUGUUGUUAGGUGGUUUUCGCAGCACCAGCACCAGCAGCAGCAGCCCUGAACUCCCAGGACUCUCCACACUGCUUUAAUUGUUCUGCCGUGUGUAAACACCUCGCGUCACCAACACCUCUCCAUUGAGUGAUUCACCGCUCACUAAGCGUCCCCUGUCCGCCGAGGCUGGCAGUGAAGGAAAGGUGAGGGAGGAUUUGCUCAGAACCAGAGAGGACAAGUGUGUGCAAACAGACAGGUCGGCACCAUGAAGCUGGUGUUGCUGCUCCUCGUGGUGGUCUACACACUGGGCCAUGUAAGUAGUAUGUCAACAUGUAAGACACUGGACCUGGAGAUGGUGAAGAAGAAGCGCAUCGAAGCCAUCAGGAGCCAGAUUCUCAGUAAACUGCGUUUGCCCAAAGAGCCGGCGCAGGACCAGGACCCAGACGAGGAGGACAUCCCCAGCACCCUGCUGUCGCUCUACAACAGCACCAAGGAGAUGCUGAAGGAACAGCAGGCCGAGGUCCAGACUAACAUCUCCACCGAGCAGGAGGAGGAGGAGUACUUCGCCAAGGUGCUGCACAAGUUCAACAUGACCGGUAAGUACCAGAAAACCCAACAGAACUUCAGCUUCUGCUCAGAGACACCCACUGUUCAAAGAUCUACAGCGCUGUAAAUGUCCUGUAAUAAAAGGACUGUCAUUGAUACUUCUACACUUACUGACAUUUAAACACACAGAGCAGCACAGACCCUGGAGAAGCGGAGGUUUCCUUUUUCACUCUUAUAUAAAGACAUGAUGUCCUUUACUGUUGAAGCAGGUAUCCGUACCUGUGCCAAACUUCAACUCUAAAAACUUUCAAAGAUGGGCCGAGACUCUGGCUAAGACCCAGAUGAAGCAUGUGCCUGAUGGCUGGUGUCGAUUCCAGUCUCGUCCAUAAAUUCCCCGAACAUGUGCACCUCUUCUGAUCUCCUCCCAACAUCUUCCGGCAAGUGGAGGAGUUCAGAGAUCACAGGCGUUCCUUGUUAGCAGAACGGUUCUUUGCAUCUGGCCUGAUGCUCAGUGUUGCCUUCCUGGUAUCCAUGGCAUUUUUACGGCCUUAUUAGCACUGUUUGUUUGGCCAGCAUGCAUAUGCUGUUUGUACAGCCAAAUGGGUUUUGGCUGUAAUUGUGCAACGACUCCCAAACUGUUAUGAUAAACAGAUUUUUGUAGUUUGGUUUUCUUUGCUCCAUUGUUCUCUACAAGUCUAUACUCAUCACCCCAUCAGGCAGGCAUCCACACUAUACCUCUUUUCAUCCACCACUUCAAAAGACAAGCAUGAGUGAACGGACCAGGCUCAGGAGUGUGCAGACCAAAACCAGAACAAAAGGAGCGGGCAGGUUUUUGUGGUGCUUACAUGAAAACCAAAGAACAGGAGGAAAAGUGAGAUGAGAGAGGACAUGACAUGCACUCUUUCACCCUGACUCUGUCUCCUUCUCUCUUUCAUUUUCUCUCUCUCUGGCCCUCAGGGAUUGGGGGUUUCCUGUAACUCGAGUACCGGGUUCUCCCUCGUUUAUCCUGUCACUCGUUCGUCGCCAUGGUGUCUCUUUCUUCCUGUCACAGGAGUUUGAAUCUUAAUUUCAUCUCAGACCUCCUUCAGCCUCUGUCUCCUUUCCUCUCGCUCCUCUUCCUGAGCUGAUUAUCAGCGUGCCUGCAGCAUGUUUGUGACGGGGCAGCUUGGCAGGAAGGAAAGCAGGCUGAUAGCCACUGAGAUCUUGAGUGACUCAGGUCCGGUGCAAGCUGUGCCCAUGGGGAGCAUGUGUUUCCUACGUCUGUGGUAUGCGAGCAAAGAGAACCAUCCCGUCUCAGCACUCAUGCUGUUAUGCUUCUCGUGUUUUAAACAAAGUAUGAAGUUAAUUAUUGGAUGUCAACAUUAAACACAAGCAACAUGUUCACAUUGUGAGAUAUGUGUGUGUGUGUUAGAGAAGUCUGGGGAUGGAAAUAAAAGUGUCUCCAACAAGUUUGUACAAAAAAUAGCCACCUGAGAUCUGCGAGAUACUUCAUUCUUCAUAAUGUGGUCGUAUGGCAACAGGAGGGUGACCAUACGACCUCUUUCACCUGGACAUGUCCUGUUUUUUAGGGGCUGUCCAGCCUGUCCAGGGGGCGUUGUAAAAUCCUUCAAAUGUCCAGGGUUCUGUAUGGAAGUUUUGAGUUUGUGUCGUGUGGACUAACCGAGUUAGAAGUUUGUAAAAAAUACUCGACCCGAUGUGAAAAACCCUCAAAAUGUUGUGUAUGACUCCGACCCGCAUAGUAGCGUCCUCUUUUUGGGGAUUCAGACUAUAGUCGCCUUAGGCAACAGUGGGGGAGGCUUCCAGAGAGCUCUGAGACUGAGGCUCAGACGAAGGUCAGCAGCCAAGGAUGAGGAACGAAGUUGAGCUUUAAAUUAUAUAAAGUAGAGCUGGAGGAUAAACCGAAAAUUUACGGCAAUAACUGACAUCAUUCUGCCCAUGUCGAUAUAUUUGGUGUCAAAAAAAUAAAUCAAUCAAAGUUGUUUUUGGAUGUGUGUAGGUAGGCUAUGGUCUCAUGUCCCUUUAAGACGCUGUCCUACAUCAGAGACGUGACUCCAGUCCAUAACAAAGAGGUAAAGACAGGUGAGGAGAUGGAGGACGGUUCAAAAGUUGGAGCGGCUGAAGUAGACGAAGUUAAUGUGGGAGUGGGUGAGCAGUUUGUGGAGUAGUUUUCGUCCAUUUAUUGUUAUCGAGGUGAACUGAUCAAUAUAUCCUGAUAAUGAUUUGAGGACAUAUCGCCCAGCCCUACCACAAAGCAUUCAAGAAGACAUUAUAAAGCUUUCUAAAGAGAUAAUAUCCACUCUUUACACAGAGCCACCAUCAACACACUUAAAAACGUGGACUGAAAAGUUUAAACGCAGGCUGAGCAGGAACUUUUGGCAACUACCAGCAGGAGACACUUCAUUUGUGUUUUCCUCUGACUGUAAACCACACAAGUCCAUGUUUAAAUAAUGUAAUUAUAACAGAGUCCAAGAAGAGAACGAGUCUAAUUCUCGUAUUCAUGACCAACCCUCCUCGUAACGCCAGUUUGCGGUUCUUUCAUUGUUUGAAUCACACUUUCCUCGUACCUGGCAGUCGCCUACAGGGAUGCAUACUUGUGUGCCGAGCAUUUUAAGAAGCCUUAAUAGUUUUCGUCUCCAUCGUGAUAAUUGUGUGCUGAAUUAGACUAAAUUCCUUCAGUUAGCUGCUUUAUCCCUUCCUUUAAACCCACAUAAAUCCACCUCUCCAAUUUAACCUGGUCCAGCUCCAACUGUAAUUCAGCCUGUUUACAGAGGAAAUACUUUCCUCCACCAGAAACUCGCCUCUCUACUGCGCUCCAUUCAGAAUUAAUACACUGCUCGGGGAUAAUUAUUGUGUCCAGCAUGGAGCUGCCACUACCUCACAUACAGGAGUGUGGACGGUCUGUGUGGUGUGGGGAAAUGAGACAUGGACGAGUGGGCUGAGCUGAGCGUAUGAAGGAGGCAGGUAUUUAGCCUGUUGCAGGAAUCUGGUUCCUCCCACUGGUAAUUACAGAGCUGUCUCCCUACCUGUCACAACAGCUGGCCCGGGCUUACCUGAUUCAACACACAAAUCCCCCCCCACACCCAUGUGAGUACACAGACUGGGGUGCUAUCUUCCCUUUUCUGGACCGAGCAUCAGGAACAGAAGUUACAGUUACAGCAGUCCUGUGAAAAACCUCCGAAAACAGUCCAAGCUGUGUUCAUCUGAAAGGAGAAAUGAAGAAUCGGCUUCACUGUGAUUAUUGUGCUGCAGCCAAUACACUUCAUGGGGAACUGACAUGAUUUCCUGUUUCGUAAACACUUCUCUAACCCUUCACACAUUUAUCUUACAUGACUCUGGGAGGGAGGAUGACUUUCCGUGCUUGGCGUUGCCUGGUUCAUGCUUGGCAGUUCACCUCUCCUCCUUCGUACUGUACUCUGUCCUGAUGCUCUCUGUGUUUCUAUUCAUGCUCUCACAACUCUACGCUCCACUCUGCCCUGGGUGGGACCGGUAAAAUGUCAUCUCAUUUCCCUUUGCACUCCACACACACCAGCCCUUUUCAGUUUCAGUUUAGCGUCACUGCAGCGGGUGAAACACUACCUAUGUAAGAGCGCAGAUGGUGAUAGCGGUACGUGAUACACAGGCAGCAGUGACAUAGAAGAUCCUGGUACAGCCUAGAUCAACUAUGCAGCUCAAGUAUGCGAGGCCGGGCUCUAGCUGCUGUCAGGGAGUAAUUCCUGGACUAGAGAGCGGAGAAUCCCGGCUCUGGCAGGCUCAGGCAGAGUAGAAGGUUUGGACCGGGGCCAGGCCCAGGAUCCAUUCAUACACAUCUCCAAUUUCUCUGUAACGCCCCCCACAUCCUCCCACCUCUGUGACUUUUAUUCAUGAGCGCAUUCUUCACUUUUCUGUUAUCCCGUUAAAAGCCCCCGUCCUGCACCCCACAACGCCCUCUCUCUCUCACUCCACUGUCGUGUUUUCUCUUAUCUUCGCAUGUCUCGGUCUAACUUAAUCCUGUGUAAUGUAACGCCGCUAGAUUUAUGGUGUUAAGCCUUCGGAAGCUCGGCUCUGGUUUCUAUCAUGCUCUGCGAGGGAAAUGUUCCUGUUCUCAUGAUACGGGGGAGCUCAGGAAUCAAAGCUGCAAAAGAUGGCAGGAAAACAAAACUCUCUUUAUUACAGUCGGUUUUACAGCAGCUGGAAUGGAUGGAGGUUUGGCUGGAGUUUGGUAUUAUUGAGCAACGCUGUGAAAGUUGUUACGAAAUUACAUAAAAAACAUGUUUCUGAAAAAAAAAAAAAACUUUUGAUGAAGUUCAUUUAUAAAAGAAAAAAGUCUCAAUAAUAAAAAGCUUUGUGCACCACAUGACAAUAUAAUUAUAAAUGUCCCCAAAAUGAAUUAGGAGUAAAUUAUGAAGCAGCAAAUGAAUCAAACUGUUUUUCCUGUAAUUAUUUAGUAAUUUCCUUUUUUUCCUCAUCCUCUGUUGUGUUAGUUUUACACAAUAAUGAUAUUAUCUUGUCUCAUAUGAAAGAGCUGCAGAGCAACAAUAAAAAGGAUUAGGUUUUGUUGUGGAUCUGAAGGAGUAUUUGGAUUAAUUUUAGCCCGUCUUUGUAGUACUGGAGCCCUGGCUUUGGACUCGGCACUGAUGACUCAGACUGGGACCCGGACUUUGUCUGCAUUUGUACUCGGAGGAUGACAGGAGGACUCAGACUGACUUACUGAUAAAGACUGACUCAGUGUUUUUGUUAGUUUUUCAGUUGAGGGCUAGCUUCUGUGUUUGCCUGUUUUGGUCUGAAACAAGAUAAAGAAAGAGGCGCCACAAAUCACAAGUUUUUACAGUCGAUGAAAAAAACACUAUGAAUAAUGAGGACUGGACUCAGGGACCGGGACUCAACUCUGGAUUCUUCGUCACUGACUUAUCCUGUGUCCACACUUACGGUGACUCAAUGACAACACUGAUAUUAACGUUGACACGGAGGUGCCAUAAAGUUAAGGUCAGAGUCUAACAGGGGUGGGAGAAAAAAAUCAAUACAGCGUGGUAUUGCUAUCAUCUCAUUUAAAUCUAUGAUAAUGGAAAAAUAAAAUCAACUGAUUGUCCAGUGAGUUUGGCAGAGGUGACAUUAUAGAGAAGGUGAAAGUUAGUACGACCAAUAUAUUUAUAAGGUUAGCAAGAUGUGCUACAUGUGAAUAAAAUACAGUGUAAAUAAAAAAACAUAAAGGAAAGACAAAUGCUGAAUUAGCUAAACAAAUGUAUGGAAAAUGGUAUUGUAAUACUCACUGUAUUGCAAAAUGUUAGAAAUUGCAAUAACAUCGUAUUGUGGCACAAGUAUCGUGAUAAUAUCAUAUCGUGAUAAUAUCAUAUUGUGGCCCAAGUAUCGUGAUAAUAUCAUAUCGUGGCCCAAGUAUCGUGAUAAUAUCAUAUCGUGGCCCAAGUAUCGUGAUAAUAAUAUCGUGGCACAAGUAUCGUGAUAAUAUCAUAUCGUGGCCCAAGUAUUGUGAUAAUAUCAUAUCGUGAUAAUAUCAUAUUGUGGCCCAAGUAUCGUGAUAAUAUCAUAUCGUGGCCCAAGUAUCGUGAUAAUAUCAUAUCGUGGCCCAAGUAUCGUGAUAAUAUCAUAUCGUGGCCCAAGUAUCGUGAUAAUAUCAUAUCGUGGCCCAAGUAUCGGGAUAAUAUCAUAUCGUGGCACAAGUAUCGUGAUAAUAUCAUAUCGUGAUAAUAUCAUAUUGUGGCCCAAGUAUCGUGAUAAUAUUGUAUCGUGGCCCAAGUAUCGUGAUAAUAUUGUAUCGUGGCCCAAGUAUCGUGAUAAUAUCGUAUCGUGGCCCAAGUAUUGUGAUAAUAUCGUAUUUUGGGGCCCACUAGGUAUUCCCACCCCUUGAGUCUAACGGGAAGGAAGAGAUCUGGAUCAUCUAUGAGGCUGGAGAUACAGAUUAGUGCGAACAAAUCCAUCAUCAGAAAGGUCAGACCUCCAUGAUCAGCGAAUGUUGGCUAAAAACGGUCGCAGAAAUCCCCAUGUUUGCUGAUUUCACAAAGAUUUAUAUCCACAGACUGUGAGGAUUGUAUCUGUGAAAGUUGUCUACCCAGAGCCCGGGGUUUGGCAUCACAGUGAGGAGCUCCAAAGACUGAAAUUGUGGUCUGCCAAGUAGUCCCCAGAGCUGAAACAAAAACUGAUUUCUUAUCCCAGAGACUUAUCCUCCGUAAACUAACCUCUGAUCAAACCUGGUUUAAAAUCAGAAAAACAGCCUGAGGAGGGGAGGAAGACCACACAGGUUUACCUUUUACUCUCCCGCCCAUGAUAAACCUUUUAUCUCCUUUUACUUUGACUCACAGGCACAAAUGGCACAGACACCAAAAAGUCCAAAAACAUCCCCAUGUUAUUCAACAUCGCUGAGAUCCGGCAGAGCGUUGGGGACUACAACCUGCUGACCAGCGCAGAGCUCAGGAUGCGCAUCGAGAACACCAACAUCAAUGGCGAGCAGAGAGUGGAGCUCUACAAAGGUUUGGGAACCUCAGCUCGCUAUCUCUCUUCUCGCUUCAUCACCAACAAGUUGAAAGGCACGUGGGUGUCCUUCGACGUCACAGAGACUCUGCAGGAGUGGCUGAAAGGAAGCGGUAAGAUGACCAUAGAUGACGUUGACCAUCUCAAAUCAAACAGCAGACCCGUUUCAAUUCGCUAAAUGUCAAAAUUUUCUGUCUCAUCAUCAGACGACCAGCAGGGUUUCCAGCUUCGCCUGUUCUGUGAAUGCAGCCAGACUACCACCGACGUCAGAUUCAACUUCGACAUCUCUGGCAUAGCGACCGACAGGAGCGACUUAGCAACGUUAAAGAUGUUGACACAACAACCGCCGUACAUCCUGACCAUGUCCAUCCCUCAGAACACGAGCAGCCACCUCAGCACACGCAAAAAACGAUCCACGGAUACCAAGGACACCUGCACAGCGUAAGAAACUCAGUCUGUAAUCACAGUUCUAUUAUCGACAACAUCUUAACAGGUUUUAGAGUCAAUUUUAGGCUCUUGUUUUGAAAGGUGGAGGACAAACACUAUCGAGAAAAUCUCUGAAAACCCUUCUUGUGAAACUUGAGAAGUUGAUUCGAUGUUUUCUCACCAGCAGUCAGACAGAGACCUGCUGCGUGCGGAGCCUCUACAUUGACUUCAGGAAAGAUCUGGGCUGGAAGUGGAUCCACAAACCCACCGGCUAUCAUGCUAACUACUGUAUGGGAUCCUGCACCUACAUCUGGAGUGCUGAAAACAAAUACUCUCAGGUAUGAUAAAACACCUCAAACAGAGAAUAAUGUUGUCAAUUCUAACUCGGGGUGAAAGUUUUGAAUUUUAUUGACUCUAAAAACACAUUUAUAAAUGUUAGAGGGUCCCUGUGAAAGAUUAACAGGCUUUUAUCAAUAGUCAGAUUAACUAAUAUCAAAUAUUUCAGUGCAGAGAAAAACUGCUUUUGGACUCGUGAGUAAAACAUGAAAAAACAGCAGAUAAACAAAAAUUACUAAUUAUAAUUUCACUUUUCAGUAUUAGUCUAUGUAUCACACCUAACCUUGAUAAUGUUAAAAAUCAUAUCCUACAUAUCACUACUUUCACCCAGACUUAUCUUUCUUUACAGUCAACAGGCUGUGUCUGAUAACCGAUGCCAAUUGGUCCAAAUGGUCAUUAUUCCUGAAUAUCAAAGGAGCAAUGAAGUAUCUAGAGUUCUAUUUCUAUGAUUUCAUCUGACAAAAAUGUCAAUUUCUGAUAGAAUCAAUAUGACCCUCGAUUAUUGAGAGAGCACUGAACACUUGAUUGGGGGUUAGUGUUUGAAAGACAAGAGGAACUGGCACAGAAAUUAGCAAGGGGUGUCAAAAGAGUGAAAGAGACAUCAACUAAAUUGAAGAAAACUAACAACAAAUUAUGACAUUAAAUGUUAUAGAGCUGAUUGAAUAAGAAGAAAACACAGCUGCUGUUAUUUUCUACAUUGUUCUUUAUUUUAACUUGAUUAUUAUUAGGCUUUUUUAAUUUAGAGGGUAGGACAGUGGACAGAGCAGUAGACAGUGGUCAAUGACUCGUAGUAAAGUGCUUCAGGUCACUUUCAAGAGCCCCUAGGUGCACUUAACCACAAGUCCAACCCAGUUCCCUGAUCAUCAAGUUAUUCUGCGGUCCAGUUGUACUCAGAAGUUGGAAUUUCCGAGCUCAGAGUCAGAAAUUCAUCUGGUACGCCCCCCUGAAGUCAGAUUUCCGACUCGGAAAGUCGUAAGAUCUUUGUCAACCCAACUUGACGACAACCUCAUAAUUCAAGAUGGCGGCGCAGUGCAUCUACAGUAAAGAGUAACAGUGAAAGCUCUUGUAAUGUAUUAUUUAUCACCACUUCUGUUUUUGUGAAAUGAAAGAAGUGGUUUAUGUUGUACUGCCCAACGUCUAACUGUGAACACGGUGCUAUGGUGUUUACAACUGGUAUAGCUAACAACAACUAAAAACAGCUGACAAUGUUUAACAACAGCUGAUAACAGCCAACCACAGCUGACAAUUAUAAACAAAACCUAACAAUGGGUAACUGUAGGCUUCCAUCCUGGUUUUUUGACUUGUUUACUGGAACGCUGUCAACUCAGGUGUAACGUCAUUCCCAGCUCUGACAUCCGACUUCUGAGGUAACAGGAUCGCAGCAAUAGAACCUGACCAAACUUGAACACAGGGACACACUGAGACCAUGAGGAGGGUUCGAGAGGCUUCACUUUGUGUUAACUAGAUUUUAAUAACAGCACUUUGGUUACAUAACUGCGUUGGCCCCUGGGUUCUUGAAUUGCUUUGGCUCAUGUCAUGUUGGAAAUAAAGUUUGGAGCGGUUCUCUUUUCUCAAGCUUCGCCUCGUAUAAUUGUUUACAGAUUUUGGCCUUGUACAAGCAUCACAACCCGGGAGCCUCCGCUCAGCCCUGCUGUGUCCCUCAGGCCCUGGAGCCUCUGCCAAUCCUUUACUACGUGGGCCGGCAACACAAGGUAUGGAUACGGCGGCCAAGUGAGGUGGAAUGUUUGCUUUGAGAGCAACACUCUCAGGUUGUUGACCCUGUUUCUGUUGACUUUCUCUUUCAGGUGGAGCAGCUGUCCAACAUGAUCGUCAAGUCCUGCAAGUGUAGCUAAAAAUCCAACAUGGCGUCUGCUCAAAAAUGCACCGAGAUGGACGAGUUAUGUUUGGGACCGCAGAGAGAUAACGAGGACAACAAUCAUGUGGAGAGGGGAAAUAUGUAAAGUCAGCAGGAACUUUGGGCUCGACGUUUCCUCUUCCAUUAUCGUGUUGAACGCACAUCGAACCAUGAACUUCUUUGAAUAGAUAAUGUAGAUCAUAUUUUGUACAUAUUUUUCAUAAGGUAGUAAAAAUAUCUGUCUUGAAAUGAAUUAACUUAUUUGUUGGAGGGACAGAUUUGUAAUUAACAUGUUUGAAAGUUUGACGUGUAAAAAGCAGAGAUACGCCAAAGGACUCAAGGACCAAAACGACCUGAAUGGAUGAAGACUGUCAAGGGCAUUGUUUUGUUUUCCCAUCAUCAUCAUCAUCAUCGUCUUCCUGGAAAGGUCAUAGUUACAGGUGCUAAGUGGUUGUUGGGGUUUUCCUGGAGAUAAUGCUCAGGUGUUUUUGGAGAGAGUAACACCUGAGAGUAAAGGACAGGAGGAGACCGCAGGGACAGUCCGACCUGCGGAAACUCCCUCAGACUGAGAGGCCGGCGUUUUCUGCCACAUUUCACGGGAACCGUCCAUCUGUUUGUUUUUCAGCCCACAUGAUUUAUACAACACUUUAUUGUUGCUUUGUUUGUGUUAAUAACUGAAUGUCAGCUUGUCCUCAUGAAACCGCCUGUGCUGCCAAAGCUGUGAGUAAUAUCUGCGUUUGUGAGAGUGAUGACACCAUGUUUUUCUCAGACUGUGGAUUUACAGCCAGCCUGUCGUCUCUAGGUAGCGUGGGUCAGGGUAUGUGGCGGUUGUUGUUGUGGUGACGGUUUAAAAGGAAGCCACUCAGACUCAUCAUUACACACAUUUGAUGUUGUUUUUUUUCUGUUCCUCUUUUGUUGCCGUAGAAAAUUAGGAGCAGUUUUGUUUCUACUUUUUUCAUCUGAAGUGUGACGCUUUUUGCACGACUCGAAACAUGAAUUCAGCUUCUGUUGUUUGUUUUAGGAGCAAAACCGUACACUUUUGACAGUCCAGCAUAUUUCUCAUAGUGCACUUACAUUUUUUUUAAUUUAGCUUUUGUAAAUAUUUAAAAUUUUGAAAUAAACAUCUAUGUUAAAUUAUGGCA